AUGGCUAGCCCAUUGGUGGUGGAGGUGCUGCUGGUGGUGCUGCCGGUGGUGCUACUGCUGCAGCUCAGUUGCUGCCUUGGCAUGGCGGCACGCGAUACCGAGCCGAUCGUGAGCACCACCUUGGGCCGCAUUCAAGGCGGCACCAUGAAGAGCUUCAGCAACAAGACGAUCUAUGCGUUUCGCGGCAUACCCUACGCCCAGCCGCCGUUGGCGGAGCUGCGGUUCAUGCCGCCCCAGCCGAUUCAUGCCUGGGGAAAUGCCACUUUGAAAGCCACCAGCGAUUCGCUGAUAUGCCCACAGAGUGGCAUCAAAUCGCUGAUGAGCGAGGACUGUCUGAAGCUGAACGUCUAUACCAAGAAUGUGACGGGCAGUCUGCCCGUGAUCGUGUAUAUACACGGCGGUGCCAACGUCCUGGGCAGCGGCCACAGCGAAUACGAGGCUGGGCCCGAGUAUCUGCUGGAGCACGACCUGGUCAUGGUGGCCUUCAACUAUCGACUGGGCGCGUUGGGCUUUCUGGGCGGCAGCAACAAUGCCUAUCUGGAUCAGAUCAUGGCCCUGGAGUGGGUGCAGGCGCACAUAUCGAGCUUUGGCGGCGAUCCGGCUAGGGUUACGCUGCUGGGCUUGAGUGCGGGCGCCAUGGCUGUGAGUCUGCAUCUGGCCUCGCCUUUGUCCAGCGGCCUAUUCCAUGGUGCCAUCCUCAUGAGCGGCUCGGCCACGAAUCACUUUAGCAUACACAACGAGUUCUGGACACGCAUCUUGGCCAGACACCUGGGCUGUCCCUUGUACGAUUCGUACGACAUGACCGAAUGCCUGCGCAACGCCAGCUGGCAGAGCAUCAUCGACGUCUGCAGUGACUGGGAGCAGUACAAGUUCAUCAACAUGAAGUGGAACUAUGAAAUCGAUAGAUACUUCCUGCCCAAUCAUCCAAGCACUCUGAUAGACAAGGGCACAUUCAACCGGGUGCCGCUGAUGGUCAGCUACACCGCCAACGAGCUGGACUUUACGACCCUAGGACAUCUGGAGAAAGAGCUGCUGCUGCACGAUAUCAUGAGUCACUUUCAUGACUGGGCGCCGGAGCUAUUCCUCUUUGACUACAAUGUGGGAAAGAGCAGACGGCUCAAGAAUUUCUAUCUGGGUCGCGAUGCCGACGAGCUGAACGCCACGAACAUUGAGAGAUUCGGCCAAAUCUUCUCCGACGGCAUCAUAGGCCACGGCGUCCACAGGCUCGUCCAGCUGGCGCGCAAGCACACCAAGGUCUAUUACUCACGCAUGGAUUACAUAGGACAGCGGAGUGUCUCGGCGCCGAUGAAUGAGCACAAUCUGCCCAGUGGCGUGGGCCAUGCGGACGACUGGCAAUAUGUGAUGCCCAGCCUGUGGUAUGGCUCAAUCUUGAGUCCCGGUCACAGGGAUCUAUUCAUGAUGGAGCGCCUGACCGGUUGGAUGGCUCACUUUGCCCACACGGGUGAGCCGCUGCAGAACUCCAGCAUCUAUUGGCCCCCCUGCACAGCUGCGCAGAUGCAGAUGCUCUACAAUGAUAACGUCACCAAGCUGGGUCCGCCCGACUUUGUCGAUCGCUACAGAGUCUGGGAUGAGCUUUUCCCCACGCCCCACUCGGAUGGCGCUGCCCGGAGGCCACUCCAGCUCGCCUUUGUCGUCGCCGUGGCCCUGCUCUCCGGGCUAUUCUCGAAAUUAAUGUAGCCAUUAGGUGUGGAAAAAGCUUAUCAAUAGGCAGUUUAGAUUACGCUAAUGACGACGCUUGCUCGCUGCAGCUAUUUACUUUGAUUAAUUAAUCAACAAAGGCGUGAGAUUUUCAAUGUUUUUCUUUCCGAAUAUUGUGAGAGAGUGUUAGAGUGUGUGCCUGUUUGUGUGGUGAUUGUGGAGCUUGUUUUGGCCGAGGCCUUUGGGCAAUUAGUCUGCAAGGCAGCUUAAAUAUACAUUAAUUUGUCUUUAAACGAUUUCGGGCUAAGGAGA
Molecule: messenger RNA, 1971 nt
Organism: Drosophila navojoa
Lineage: Eukaryota; Metazoa; Arthropoda; Insecta; Diptera; Drosophilidae
Product: esterase E4
Source: RefSeq, a predicted model, not a curated record